Molecule: messenger RNA, 1787 nt
Organism: Galendromus occidentalis (western predatory mite)
Lineage: Eukaryota; Metazoa; Arthropoda; Arachnida; Mesostigmata; Phytoseiidae
Gene: mri
Product: BTB/POZ domain-containing protein mrityu
Exons: 3
Coding region: 1-1527 (508 amino acids)
Biological process (GO): positive regulation of phosphorylation
Cellular component (GO): cytoplasm
Molecular function (GO): protein binding
Source: RefSeq, a predicted model, not a curated record
AUGGCUUCUAGUUCCGGAGGAAGACCUCUGAAGGACCACCGAGACCGUAGAGUGAGCGCUACUUCAUCGUACGACAACUCGUCGUCGGACGAAACUGAAAACGACUCUCGCCAACGGAGAGCGAUCUUCAAACAGCGAGGCCAGGGCUACAGUCAGCCGAAGUUGAAACCCUGCCUCCGGAACGAAGGCAGUCGCAGCGACGAGGGUGGAGCGAGUUCCGCGGGCGAACAGGGCCGACGAGAUAUCCAAAUCAUACAGAUGCCUCCGCAUCAGGGACAACGAGCUAAAAGCUACACGGUCACGACGACAGGUGCCGGCGUGCAAAGACUCAGCGCCCGGGGCAUGAGUUCCAGUAGCUCGAGUACUGAGAGCAGCCAUGCGAGCCCGGGGCCUAAGCAACCCGACCAGGCGAGCAAUUCUCCGCGGACGACAUCCCAACAGACCCACACGCUCAUCCCCUUGCAGAACGCGUCGUCGGACCAACGCUUGACUUUGGUUGUUGACAACACGCGCUUCAUCGUUGACCCCGCCCUGUUUACGCAGCAUCCCGAUACCAUGCUCGGACGCAUGUUCGGAUCCUCCCUCGAGAACAACAUCACUCGACCGAACGAUCACGGCGAGUACGAGCUCUGCGAGGGAAUUUCCGCUGCCGUAUUUCGGGCUAUCCUCGAUCAUUAUCAGUCGGGGGUGAUUCAGUGUCCUCCAUCGGUCACCGUGUCCGAGCUGCGGGAAGCCUGCGACUAUUUCCUCGUUCCCUUCGACGCAUCCACCGUCAAAUGCCACAAUCUGCGUGGUCUGCUACACGAGCUUUCGAACGAGGGCGCGCGCCAGCAAUUCGAACGAUUUCUCGAAGACCUCAUCUUACCUGCAAUGGUCGUGUCGGCUCAUAGAGGCGACCGAGAGUGUCACAUCGUCGUGCUGCUAGAGGACGACGUGGUCGACUGGGACGAGGAAUACCCACCGCAAACGGGCGAAGAGUACAGCCAGAUAGUCCAUUCCACUACAUUGUAUCGCUUUUUCAAGUAUAUCGAGAACAGGGACGUCGCUAAAACGGUGCUGAAGGAACGCGGUCUCAAGAAGAUCCGUCUGGGUAUCGAGGGAUAUCCCACCUACAAAGAGAAAAUCAAGCGACGUCCCGGAGGUCGGGCCGAAGUGAUCUAUAAUUACGUGCAGCGACCUUUCAUAAGAAUGUCAUGGGAGAAGGAAGAAGCCAAGUCACGGCACGUCGAUUUUCAAUGCGUGCGCUCGAAAUCCAUCACAAAUCUUGAUACCGUUGUGGCCGAUGGCCGACUCGAGGGACCAUUAGGAGCAUCGUCGCAGGGCGCGGGUCCGGUCAGACAGGUCGCUGUCGAUGGUCCGGUGCCACCCGCGGCUGCGAUGCCUGACGGAGCUGCCAAUGCCGCCGAAGCCGCACUUCAGAACGAGGAAGGAGCAGUCGGAGGAGCUCCGCCGUUACGUAGACGUGAGGCCUAUCCUUAUCCGAGUCCUACAGUUCCCAUGGACGAGCCUCCACAAAACUCUCAGUGAUUCAGUGACGAAGGUGCUUCGGAGCUGCCCGCUCUCUUUCAAACUUUUUGCCCCAGGAUUUCGAGAAUGUAUAUUUUUUUCAAUUCUUGCUUUUUGUACACUACCAAGCAAAAACCGUGAGUUACCCCACGCGACCUUCCCUAGAGAAAGCUUGCUCCUCCUAGGGGGACGAGCAGAUAGGGAUUUAUUGUGGCGAAAAUCAAGUCAUGAUGGCGUGGUAAUUGUGACAAAGCCAAGGGGAGAAUGGGGAAGUGAUCAUC